This is a messenger RNA of Colletotrichum destructivum, 1860 nucleotides long. RefSeq lists its product as uncharacterized. Lineage: Eukaryota; Fungi; Ascomycota; Sordariomycetes; Glomerellales; Glomerellaceae. The record is from RefSeq and is a predicted model, not a curated record. The coding region runs from base 411 to 1787 and encodes 458 amino acids. The transcript has 6 exons.
GAAUCCAAAUGCGUAUUCCGUGCUCGUGUGCUCAUAUGCCGUGCCCCCGCGUGCGCCCAAGUGCCGCAUUCCCGCCUCCUCGUCAUCGCAACGCGGCAGCGGGAGAAAGAAAAAAAAAGAGCAGUAGCAGCAGCAAGCAAGCAAGCUAGGCAUGUAUCUGGGCUUUUGGGCCGCGAAGAAACGGGGAAUCUAUUAUGACCGCCGAGCGAUGUCAUCGUUCCCCUCCUCACCUCACCCUGUGUCGCUGCGUCAACAUGAUGCAAUGUCCAACGGCAGGGGGCCGAAAGAAACAUUGAACAGUUGAGCCUUUCUCUACACAACGCAUCUGAAGUCCCUAUUGAAGCCAUCCAACUUCGCUGUUGGAGACCAAUUAGUCCGCCUAACCAACCCAUCACGAACAAGCCAUCACCAUGGGUGAACCGUCUGUUGUCGUCGUACACAGCGACGGAGGCGAUCACAACACCGAUCAAAUUACCUCAACGAUCCAACGUGCUCUGCAGGAGAGAUCGAACCCUACUCCUGUACAGGAUGGCCCAUUGAAGCAGGUUCUUGCUCACCAAGACAGCCUCUACCACUACAUCAGCUGGGAGGAUCCGCUUCGCACGCUGGGAACAUACCUGGGCGCCUUGGGCAUUCUGUUCGGGGCACACUACCUGCCCUUCACUCAAUGGGCGCUCAAGGCCGGAAUGACUACUCUCGGAGUCGUGUCCGCGACCGAGUUCGCCAGCCGGUCCUUCAGCUCCGAUUCUAUUUCCACUCGUCUUCGCCCCAAGAAAUAUAAGACGGUGCCCGAGUCGACUCUCAACGCCACGCUGAAAGAUGUCCACGAUCUUAUCCAGUCGGGCGCGAUUCAAGCUCAGAAGAUCAUCUACGGCCAAGACCUUGAGAAGACUUUCGCCGCCUUUAUUGGGUUCGGUGCAAUCUACGUGCUGAUGCAGUUCCUCGCCCCAUUCUGGCUGGCCGUCCUGGCCUUGACCUCGGUCUUCAUCGCCCCUCUUGUCAACUCGCCUCAGGGCCGCAAGGUGGCCCAUGAUGCCACUGUGCGUGCUCAAGAGAUUGCCAACACCACCGGAGAGAUGGGGAAGGACCUCGCGCACACCAGCCAGGUCAAGGCCUCCGAGCUGUCUUCCAAGGCGCAGCAGGCUGCCUACGACGCCGGAAGGACGGCGUCGAACACGGCGCAGAACGGAAAGCAGACCGCCGCCGAUUUGUCCGCGAGGGCUAGGGACAAUGCUUCCAACCUCUCCGGGGCUGCCGCCCAGGGUACCAAGAACGCCGGCGCGAAUAUCUCGAACGCGGCGCAGGGUGGUCAGCAGACUGCCGCCGACUUGUCGUCCAAGGCCCGUGACAAUACGGCCGAUGCGUCUCGCUACGCCGGUGAGCAGGUCGGAGGCCUGCAGCAGGCCGGCGCGAACGCGCUCGAGAGUGCGCGGGGUUCCCUCGGAUCGGUUUUUGGCCAGGCCAAGCAGAAUAUUGGUGGCGAUUCGGACGGGAACUACACGCAUGAAUCUUCCCGCAACGCCUCGCACAGCAGAGACGGGACCACCGGCGAGGACUACUCCCGGGGCCAGUCUGGAGUCAGCUCCGACGGAUCGGCCAGCAACACGCACGACUAUUCUCACAAUGUCUCGCACAGCGGAGACAGAGCUACCGGGGGGGCCUAUCCCCGGGGUCAAUCUGGACUUAGUAACGACGGAUCAGUGAGCAAUGCGGCGCACUCGUCUCACAGUGUUGAGGCGCCUGUAAGGCUCUCUGCCGCUGAUGAGGUAAACAGGCGUGCUGUCUGAUCAAUGAAUAGUAUUGUAUUACUAGCUGUACUCAAUUAAUCUAUUUUAAUCGUAUUAUCUGCAAUUCAUGUCG